This is a messenger RNA of Camelina sativa (false flax), 1155 nucleotides long. The record is from RefSeq and is a predicted model, not a curated record. Lineage: Eukaryota; Viridiplantae; Streptophyta; Magnoliopsida; Brassicales; Brassicaceae.
GAUUUUUUACUUCGCUUAGGAUAAUAUAGAUUAGAGAGGCUUGAAAAGACAAAGAACAAAAAAACAAAAAUUCAUUAUUGAGUUUGAAUUACACAAACCAGAGUCGACUUUUUUUAUCGUAGGGUAGAGGAGAACAGGUUAGAGUAUCACGAGUUCAAUUGCGACAAGUGAAAAACACGAGUCGAAAGCUAUGUCCGGCCGAUUUUACGCACAUGCUUUACCGACCAAAGAGAGAACUCACGAGAAUAGAACUUGUCCCAGAUCUUUAGUUCUCAGAGCGUAAGAAACAAAAUGGGUGGAUCUGAAGUUUCAAGAUCAGAGGAGAAGAGCGGUCUAGGUUUGGUUAAACUGUUCGAAAAUAAUGUCGUAUUUUCAGGAUUUUUGGUCUGGAUGAAUCAAACCAUUCAAGAGCCUCUCAAGGCUGAGUUCAAGAGAUUAAGGAAUGUUAAAGAGCUAAGCUUGAUUAAGUCAGUGUCAGAGAUAGAGACUACUUAUGAGAAGCAUAGAGAUGAGGAGAAGUUAGAGAAGCAACUACAAGCUUGGAGAGAUAACCCUUCAUGGAUCGAUCAACCUCCUAAAGUGGUGGUGAAAUCACAAAAUGGUUUGUUUUGCCAUUUGAACAUUGAAGUAGACGUAGGAUUGCCUCCUGAAUCAGUGUACAACAUUUUCACUCAUCCAGACAACAAAAAAUACUUCAAAAACAUCAAGGAAAACAUAUCGAUCAUUUUUUCUCGACCCACCUCCGGCACAAAACAGCACACCACCUAUUAAUUUAUCAUCAACACAUUCUGAACAGGUUUCCACCAGGAGACCCUUGAGCCAGGGGUGAUAUGGUGCAUUGGGGAAUAUGGUGAUAUGUUGGUUAACAAUGGUACUGAAUAUGGUGAUCCAAUAACGGUAAAAUAAUGACGUUAUCGAGGAUGCUAUUACUUGCCAUAACUCAGAUAUGAGGACAAAAGCGAUGGCAUUGGCUACUCAAGUGAAGCUGUCAUCCCGCGUUCCUUCUAUCUCAGAGUGAGUAUGUUCAAGUGUUUUCGGUCUCAGUGUGCAAUCUGUUUCUAUCUUGAAAUAGUUCAUCUAAUAUUUUCUUUCCGCCCGUACAAGCUUUUUGUUGGCAAACAAAUUAAAUCUCGAUGGAAUCUCUUUGGGUUUUCA